Molecule: messenger RNA, 969 nt
Organism: Archocentrus centrarchus (flier cichlid)
Lineage: Eukaryota; Metazoa; Chordata; Actinopteri; Cichliformes; Cichlidae
Gene: aqp10b
Product: aquaporin 10b
Exons: 6
Coding region: 48-941 (297 amino acids)
Biological process (GO): glycerol transmembrane transport; water transport
Cellular component (GO): basolateral plasma membrane; plasma membrane
Molecular function (GO): urea transmembrane transporter activity; water channel activity; glycerol channel activity
Source: RefSeq, a predicted model, not a curated record
UUCCCAGCUCUGAAAACUCACCUGUGUGUGCAGAGGAAAGCUCAAGGAUGGAGAGGCUGCUGAAGAAAUGUCAGAUCCAAAACCAGCUGAUCAGAGAGUGCAUGGCAGAAUGUCUCGGCGUCUACGUCCUGAUUCUGUUUGGAUGCGGCUCUGUUGCCCAAGUGACCACAACUGAAGAUAAAAAGGGCCAGUACCUGUCUAUCAACCUGGGUUUUGCUCUGGGAGUAACAUUUGGGGUCUUUGUCUCUCGUGGUGUCUCAGGUGCUCAUUUAAACCCUGCUGUGUCUCUGAGCAUGUGCGUUUUGGGCCGGCAUCCAUGGAUGAAACUACCUUUCUAUGUCUUCUUCCAAGUGUUGGGAGCUUUUCUAGCUGCAGCUACAGUUGCUCUGCAGUACUAUGACGCCAUCCAGGAGUACAGUGGAGGCAAUCUGACAGUGACGGGCCCCACAGCCACAGCAGGCAUAUUCUCCACCUACCCUGCUGACUACCUGAGUGUGUGGGGAGGUAUCAUGGACCAGGUGAUUGGCACAGCUGCUCUGCUGGUGUCAGUCCUGGCUCUCGGAGACCAGAAGAACACUUCCAUCCCGCAUUAUCUUCAGCCUGUCUUAGUGGGAGCAGCAGUGCUGGUCAUUGGCAUCUCAAUGGGCUCAAACAGCGGAUAUGCACUCAACCCGGCCAGAGAUUUUGGACCUCGGUUGUUCACCUACAUUGCCGGUUGGGGAGUGGAUGUUUUCAAGGCUGGUGGUGGCUGGUGGUGGGUGCCCAUAGUGGCUCCUUGUGUUGGAGCGCUGCUGGGAACACUGAUCUAUGAGCUGAUGGUUGAAGUCCACCAUCCUUGCAUACAAUCAGAGUCCCAGGACUCGUGUCCAGAGGUCACUAAUAACAAGACGGGCCUCGAGCUGGAGGCGGUGGAAACAGAUCAUGAAAAGCCAACUUAUUGAUUAAAUCAUCUAAAAGAGAGACAACACU